Molecule: messenger RNA, 3606 nt
Organism: Gasterosteus aculeatus aculeatus (three-spined stickleback)
Lineage: Eukaryota; Metazoa; Chordata; Actinopteri; Perciformes; Gasterosteidae
Source: RefSeq, a predicted model, not a curated record
GUCACAAACGUUAAAUCAAUGCUAUGUUUUAUUUUGAAAACAGGAAAUGUGAUGUAAUUUGUCAGGUGACAGGAACCAGGAAGUCAGUGAAGAAUAUGGCUCAGAACUGCUGUUUGUAUUGGUAGCUUUUCAAUCCAGUUGAGUCUGCCUGCAUCCUAUACCUUUUUGAUAGCAUCGUUGUUUUACUCUUUCUCAUGUCAAUAAACCUGUGGACAACGGACCAUUGUCUUCAGAGUCGUGAUGUCAGAAAAGAGUUCGUCUAACUGCCAAGGUGUAUCGGAGCGCAUAUACCGAGGGCGGCAUAGUAAAACAACGCUUUCUACCGGGCAAGAUAACGCAGCCAACUGACAGAUGCUCCUAACAACGUCAUCACACGCAACCAGUGGAUGACCAUUACAGCGGUGUCUAAACAGAGGUACGUCAACAGACAACGCCAUGUCCGAGAGAGCAACUUCAUUAAAGACGCGGUCCCGCGGUACAUGUUCUGCUACAUACUCAAGUGUAUCAUCGACGGGGUCUGCUGCUGCAAAAGCGAGAGCGAGAGCAGAGGCAGCAAAGGCACACAUGUCUUACACUAAAGAGGAAAUGAGCCUGAAGAUAGUAAAAGCUAAGCUAGAAGCCUCAAUAGAAAUGCUCAAAUACAAGAAAGAGACAGCUGCAGCACUAGCUGAGGCCGAAGUCCUUGAAGCUGCGGUAGAGGCAAAUAGUGAAAGACAAAGUUUGAUGUCAAACUUGGAAGAUGAGAAGGUCCACACGACACACAAUGUUCGGUUUGACAACCGCAAUGCUACUCCUGAGCAAGGUCUUAGACGUCAAAACGACAAAAGUCAUCCCGCUCUUAAAUCCUACCCCACAUCUUCAAACAACAAUAAUGAAAACUCCAACAUUAGCGACUUUGUAAGAUACUUUGCUCGUUGUGAGCUUGUGGCAACAGGCCUGCUUCAAUUCAACGACAGCCCUCAGAACUACAGAGCCUGGAAACGUUCUUUCCAGAACGCAACCAGAGGGUUGGACCUGACACCAAGCGAGGAAAUGGAUCUCCUGUUUAAAUGGCUCGGCAAAGAGUCAUCAGAACAUGUCGAGCACAUAAGAGCAAUACACGUCAACCAUCCAGCGGCAGGCUUGGCCAUGAUAUGGGACAGACUAGAACAAUCUUAUGGUUCUGCGGAAGUAAUAGAAGAUGCUCUGUUUAAACGUAUUGACGCCUUCCCAAAAUUAACAAAUCGAGAUUAUUCCAAACUAACACAGUUGAGUGAUUUUUUUAAAGGAACUAGAGUCAGCCAAAGAUGAAGGAGACCUGCCCGGUCUCUCUUUCCUCGAUACAGCGAGAGGCGUUAACCCAAUUGUACAGAAGCUCCCCUUUGGUCUGCAGGAAAAGUGGGCGUCAGUUGGGGCAUCCUACAAGCAGCAAUAUCACGUGUCAUAUCCUCCCUUUGCUUGCUUUGUAAACUUUGUUAGCCAUGAAGCUAGUGUCAAAAAUGACCCAAGUUUCAACUUUUUCUCUUACUCAGACAUGUCUCUUAGGACAGAAAAAAACAACUUGGAAGCCAAACAGACAACGUGAAGUCUCUGUUCACAAAACAGAGAUAUUUCCAAAAGAUAGCUCUGGUCCUAGGGAACCCCCAACACAAUUCGCUGACCGUGAACAACUGUGUCCAAUCCACAAAAAACCUCACCCCAUACGCCAAUGCCGUGCAUUCAGAGAAAAGCCCAUUGCAGACCGGAAGACAUUCUUAAAAGAGAAUAACAUCCGUUUCAAAUGCUGCGCUUCAUCAUCACAUAUUGCAAGGAACUGCACAUUUAAUGUUCGAUGUUAUGAAUGUAAAAGUGAAAAACACCACACAGCGCUUCACCCUGGACCUGCACCUUGGGUUGAAGACACAAACUCGGUUUCAUGAGCAUGGCGAGGAGGAGGAUAGCUUUCCACAACCCCAUGUCGCCACCAAAUGUACAGAUGUCUGUGGCGGAGACAUGACGGGCCGAUCCUGUUCUAAAGUAUCCCUCGUGAAAGUGUAUCCAACCGGCCACGCUGACAAAGCAGUGAAAAUGUACGUGAUCCUGGACGAACAGAGCAACAGAUCACUAGUUCGUUCACAGUUCUUCGAAAUCUUCAAUGACCAAAGUCCAAGUGCUCCUUACUCAUUGAAAACAUGUGCUGGAGUAAAGAAAGCGACAGGAAGAAGGGCCAGUGGCUACAUUGUGGAAUCUUUGGAUAAGACCGUCAGCAUUCCACUACCCAGCCUCAUAGAAUGUGAUGACAUUCCAAAUAACAGAGAUGAGAUUCCAACUCCAAAUGCAGCCUUUCAUCACGCACACUUAAAGUCAGUUGCACACCUCAUCCCAGAGAUCUACCCACAGGCCCAAAUUAUGCUUCUCUUAGGUCGGGAUAUUCUCAAGGUUCAUAAGGUCCGCAAACAGGUCAAUGGCUCACACAACCUGCCCUAUGCUCAAAAGUUGGAUCUGGGAUGGGUCAUCGUGGGCAAUGUGUGUCUAGGUCGCGUUCAUAAGCCACCAACAGUCAGCGCCUUCUACACUAACACCACAGAACGGGGACGCCCCACUCUCUUUGACCCAUGUCCUAACGUGUUCCGGGUAAAGGAAAGUUACAGUGACACCCAGGCCACAAACCACCUCCAACCACAUUUUGUGGAGAUACCAAACUGUGAUGUUGACAGCCUAGGACAUAACAUAUUCAAGCAGGCCAAAGACGACAACAACAUUGCUUUGUCUAUCCAGGACAUCUCCUUUAUGAAAAUAAUGAAAGAUGGACUAACAAAAGAUGCAAACAGUUGGGUAGCUCCAUUACCCUUUAAAUGCCCACGUCAAAGGCUCCCCAACAACAGGCCACAGGCAGUGAACCGUCUCAAGUUGCUAAGGCGCAACUUUGAAAAGAGGCCGGAAAUGAGAGACCACUUUCUCAUUUUCAUGGACAGGAUGUUCAAGAAUGGUCACGCUGAGCUGGCCCCUCCUCCCAGUGUGGGUGGAGAACAGUGGUACCUGCCAAUAUUUGGGGUGUACCAUCCAAGAAAACCAAACCAAAUCAGAGUAGUCUUCGAUUCCAGCGCCCAGUACAACGGUGUGUCACUCAACGACGUGCUGUUGACUGGGCCUGAUCUGAACAACACACUGCUCGGUGUACUGUUGCGCUUUAGAAAGGAAGCAAUCGCUUUUACAACGGACAUAGAGCAGAUGUUCUAUUGUUUUUCAGUGAGGGAAGACGAUAGGAACUUCCUACGUUUUCUAUGGUUCCAAGAUAACGACCCCUCCAAAGACAUUGUGGAGUAUCGAAUGACGGUCCACGUCUUUGGAAAUAGCCCUUCACCCGCAGUAGCAAUUCAUGGAUUGCACCAGUCUGUUCAGGUCAGUGAACUCCACAUUGACCCUGACGUCCAACGUUUUGUGAUGCGUGACUUCUAUGUAGACGAUGGGUUAAAGUCCCUACCCACAGUCGAAGCUGCAGUCAACUUGCUGAAAAAAACACAGGAUAUUCUCUCUAAAUCCAACCUAAGACUACACAAGAUCGCAGCAAACAACAAGGAGGUCAUGGAGGCCUUUCCGGUUGAAAAUCGUGCAAAAGACCUUAAAGACCUUGACCUCAGCCGAUGA